This is a messenger RNA of Fraxinus pennsylvanica, 765 nucleotides long. NCBI's taxonomy places the organism in Eukaryota, Viridiplantae, Streptophyta, Magnoliopsida, Lamiales, Oleaceae. The record is from the annotation of a GenBank genome assembly.
AUGCGUCGAACAUGUUUGAGUGCACCGAAUUCAGAGGACCAUGGCAUAAUCCAUACCAUAUUCUCGUACGAUACUAUCGUCAUGUUAGCUGCGAUUGUUUCUUUGCUUGUGGUAGUUCUCUUUGUUUUGUUGUUGCAUAUAUAUGCAAAAUGGUUUUUGGCUCAAGCCCAUCAUAGAGGUGGGACAUCUGUGCCGGUUCCGCAAGUAUUGGGGGCUCGGUUUCAUCAUUUUCAUACAUUAACAGUUGAUACGAAUUACGCUAUUUCUCCAUCCAAGGGUCUUGAAUCUUCUACCAUUUCUUCAAUUCCGCCAUUCGCGUUCAAAGCAGAAGAACACAAACAUGGUCUGCAAUGUGUGAUUUGUUUGAGUUUAUUCGAAAACGAAGAAGUUGGGAGAAGAUUACCAAAAUGUGAUCAUGCAUUUCAUGUCGAAUGCAUUGAUAUGUGGCUCCAUUCUCAUACAACAUGUCCAAUUUGUCGAGCUCCCGUUGUAUCUGACAGUGCAAAUUCUGCAGAUUCAAGUUCACCACAAAACGAAGAGAUUCUGAAUCAGGGGUUAUCAGAGACAAAUCUAAAUGAAUUGUGGAUCAGCCAUGCGGAUACUACAUUGGAAAUUAUAGUGGGAGAUCCGAAUUCAGAAAUCGAAAAUGUAGAGAUAAAUGAUUCAUCAUCGUCCAUCGGGAGCUCCCUGAAGAGAAUGUUUAGCAGGAACAGAUCUGAGCGGAAGUUUGAUUUACCGAGCAACGGCAAUGAAUCAAAUAUUUGA